Eptesicus fuscus (big brown bat) is the source of this 2217-nucleotide messenger RNA. RefSeq names its product MKKS centrosomal shuttling protein (gene MKKS). Gene Ontology annotation, molecular function: ATP binding. Gene Ontology annotation, cellular component: kinociliary basal body; nucleus; cytoplasm. The coding region runs from base 188 to 1900 and encodes 570 amino acids. Lineage: Eukaryota; Metazoa; Chordata; Mammalia; Chiroptera; Vespertilionidae. The record is from RefSeq and is a predicted model, not a curated record. Gene Ontology annotation, biological process: chaperone-mediated protein complex assembly; protein folding; cilium assembly. The transcript has 4 exons.
UAAAAUUUGAAAUUACUAUGUCAUUAAAUCAUUUCAUGCUGAUUAGCUUCAUAAACAUGAAGCUAUUUAAUUCUAUAACCACAAUGCAUAUCAUUCUUGAAGAAUACUUUUCUAAAAUGUUAAAAUAAAUAGAAAGCUAUGGUUAACAAAAUAAAAGCUGUCUUCACAAAUUACCGCCUGAAGUGAGAUGUCUCGUUUAGAAGCUAAAAAGCCAUCACUGUGUAAAAGUGAACCACUAACAAGUGAGAGAGUCAGGGCCACGCUUUCUGCCUUGAAAGGAAUCAUGGCCUCGUGCUAUGGCCCUUCAGGUAGGCUGAAGCAGCUGCACAACGGCCUUGGAGGCUCUGUGUGCACCACCUCACAGUCGUUAGCCCUGCUCGCUAACCUUCCCGUCACUCACCCCAUUUUAAAGAUCCUGACAACUUCCGUGCGGAACCAUGUGUCAUGCUUCAGUGACUGUGGCCUAUUCACAGCCAUUCUUUGCUGCAACCUGAUUGAAAAUGUUCAGAGACUAGGCUUGACACCCACCACUGUCAUUAAAUUAAAUAAGCAUCUUUUGAGCCUCUGCACCAGUUACCUCAAGUCGGAGGUCUGUGGUUGUCGAAUCCCAGUCGACUUUAGUAGUACUCAGAUCCUUCUCUGUUUGGUACGCAGUGUAUUAACAAGUAAACCUGCCUGUAUGCUCACCAGGAAGGAAGUAGACCACAUCAGUACUCUGAUUCUGAGAGCGUUUUUGCUUACAAUUCCAGAAAACGCCGGAGACCACAUCAUUUUAGGAAAUAGUAUAAUUGUACCUUUAAAAUGUCAAAGAGUUGUAGACUCUACUGUGUUACCUGGAAUACUUAUUGAAAUGUCAGAAGUUCGAUUGAUGAAGAUACUGCCUAUCAAAAAGUCAGAUUCCCUCAAGGUGGCACUCUUUCGUGUGUCUUUAUCUGGAGACCUUUCCGAUACUGGAGAAGGAAGUGUGGUGGUCAAUUAUGGGGUUUCUCUUGAAAAUGCAGUUCUGGACCAGUUACUUAACCUAGGAAGGCAGCUAGUUAGUGAUCACGUAGAUCUUGUCUUGUGCCAAAAAGUUAUACACCCUUCUCUGAAACAGUUUCUCGGUGUGCAUCGUGUUCUUGCCAUAGACAGAGUUGGAGCAGCUCUGAUGGAACCCCUGAGAAAAGUGACAGGAACACAGCCUAUUGGUUCCCUCGGCUCAGUCUCUCCUAGUAGUUAUGGAAGUGUGAAAGAUCUGUGCACUGAAAAAUUUGGCUUCAAAUGGUUUUUUCAUCUUAUUCCUAAUGAAGCAACUGUCUGCAGCUUGCUUCUCUGCAAUAGAAAUGGCACUGCCUGGGAUGAGUUGAAGCUCACUUGUCAAACAGCACUGCAUGUUUUGCAGUUAACAAUCAAGGAACCAUGUGUCUUGUUGGGAGGUGGCUGUACUGAAACUCACUUGGCAGCCUACAUCAGACACAAGACUUUUAAUGAUCCAGAAAGCAUUCUCAAAGAUGGUGGAUGUACUCCAACAGAACUUCAACUAAUUACUGAAGCAUUUUGCAGUGCACUAGAAUCUCUCACUGGCUCUUUAGAACAUGAUGGAGGUGAAAUUCUCACUGACAUGAAGUAUGGACACUUUUGGUCCGUUCAGGCAGAUUCUCCCUCUGUUGUUAACUGGCCAGAUUUGCUUACAAGAUGUGGCUGCGGAUUACACAAUAGCCAGGAAGAACUCAGCUGGUCUUUCUUAAGGACUGCUCGGCAUCCUUUUGCACCACUACCAUGCCUUCCCCAUGAAGCUGUGGGCUCAGCCAACAACCUGACCUUGGACUGUUUCACUGCUAAGCUCAGUGGCCUACAAGUGGCUGUGGAGACAGCCAAUUUGAUUUUGGAUCUUUCAUAUGUCAUUGAAGAUAAAAACUGAUAUAAGGGAAUAGCAUGUUUAUGUUACAAAAAACAGACAAACUAGUCAGUUGUUAAUUAAGAAAUACUGAUUGUAUUUGUUCUCUCUGAAUUUUUGGAUAGAUGAUUCACAAAAUUAUAGAUUUAUUUAUAUAAGGAAAAAAGGUAUGAUUCUUGAAUAGAAAUACCACAGAAUAAUAAAAAUGUGAAGCAUUAUUAAAGAUAUUGCAGUUAUCUUAAGGAUUCCACAGAUACCACUGUAUGUUGCUCUAAAUUUUUGCUGUUGUUAUUUUGAUAUCAUUCUAAGAAUAUACAGAAAUAAAAAAUUCCUAAUCCUAA